This is a messenger RNA of Ilex paraguariensis (yerba mate), 642 nucleotides long. Lineage: Eukaryota; Viridiplantae; Streptophyta; Magnoliopsida; Aquifoliales; Aquifoliaceae. The record is from the annotation of a GenBank genome assembly.
AUGGGGUGGAUGAGUCGAUUUCUGGCGGCAGUGACAUUCUUGGCGAUCGGAGUUAUUUUCUCGCCGGAAACCUUCGGGUCAAAAUCGGACGGUCAGCAUACGCCAAAGCUCAUCACCUUCCUCAAACUGGCCCACCUCCUCUGCUUUUCCACAGCCUGGGGCGCUGCUUUAUGGGUCACCUUCAUCGGCGGCAUCAUAAUGUUCAAGAAUUUACCGAGGCAUCAGUUUGGUAAUUUGCAAAGCAAGAUGUUUCCGGCAUACUUUUCGAUGGUUGGUGUGUGUUGUGCUGUGUCGGUGGUGUCUUUUGGCUACUUACAUCCGUGGAAGACUUCGUCCACUUCCGAGAAGUACCAGCUUGGUUUCCUUCUCGCUGCUUUCGCAUUCAAUCUUACCAAUCUUUUUGUCUUUACGCCGAUGACCAUUGAGCUGAUGAAGCAAAGGCACAAGGUGGAGAAAGAGGUGAAUAUUGGAGAAGAAGUUGGGGGGACUAAGAAUCAAGAAGUUGCAAAGGCAAGUCCAAAACUUGCAUCAAUGAACAAGAAAUUUGGAAUGAUUCAUGGACUAUCUUCUCUUGCUAAUAUCAUGUCUUUUGGUAGCCUCGCGAUGCAUUCGUGGUAUCUGGCGGGUAAAAUCGAUCUUUAA